UGUUGAGCUUUAGGCUAGCCAAUGAGUCUACCAGAGAGUUGGUGUUUGAUGGAUUUGAACUUUUUUUUAAAGAGCAGCCAAAACUUAUAGGCAGUCAGAACUCCAGAUUUACAGAUAUUCAAGAAGAUUCUUUAUUGAUCAAAUUCUUUCAAUUUUUUGUAUUGAAAACUUUAAGCAACUAGAUCUAUAUAUUGCUUAAAGUUACAAACAUUUGUAGUCUAAUUGAAGUAGCCAAGUAAAUCUAUUUAUUUAUUUGGCAUAAGAACUCUCACGUGACGUACUUCCGGUAGUGUACAGAUAAAAAUUUAGUCAAACGAAAGAAGACAAGCGAGAGACAGGAGACUGUUCUAUCAAAGAAGCCUGUACAGCGUGUGCUGCACUGUGUAAACAAAUACCACUCUGUCAAAAUGAAGUAUAAAAAGAAAUCAAAGUCCAAAAAGUCAUCCAGAUCCAGGAAGUCUUCCUCCAUGAAACUCCCUGUUUCACUCCCGUCCCCAUCAAAAAAGUUGAAGCAGCCAGUUGCAUCCACUUCUCAAGUUCGCAUGAUAAAAAAACGGAAGCUGUACGACCCGGAGUCUUUGGUUGCAGCCUUUAAGGCUGUGAAAGACAGUAGCAUUUCCGUGAACGCUGCUGCUAAACAGUAUGGUGUGCCGUUAACGACAUUGCGAGAUCGAGUAGAUGGGAGAAUCAGUAUGGAGACAACUCGCCCGGGACCACCAUUACUUAUGGCAAAGGAAGAGGAGUCGGAGAUUGUGCACUUCUUGCACACAAUGGCGAGGUAUGGCUACCGCUAUACUCGUCAAGAGCUUGCGGAGAUAGCAACAGAUCAAGCAGUGGAGAAGGGUAAACGAAGACCCCAUUCCAAUGGCUUAACGACCAAGUGGGUGGACAGUUUCAUCAGCCGAUGGCCUAGUGUUCGGGAACUCAGUUGUAAAUUCAAGAAUAAGACUGAUGCUGAGCACACUGUCAGGACGUAUUUUGAUGAGAUUAAGAAAAUCAUCGACAGGUACAAGUUGCUGGAGAAGAGUGACAGAAUUUUCAAUAUUAUGGAAAUCAGCCUGUCAACUGAUCACCGAAUGCAACAUUCUGUGAGUGGCAAAAGUGGACACCAGUUCAAGACUGAAAAUGUGACCAACACAACACUGAUUGCAUGUGGCAGUGUCUCCGGCCGUGUGCUUGCUCCGUUUUUUGUAUUUCAAGCCAGUAAGCUCAGGCCAGAAAUGAUGACCAGGGUUCCUAGCAAUGUGAAUGCCUCCAUUUCUGAAACUGGCAAAUGCUCUCCACAAAUUUUUAGAAGAUAUCUCAAUGAACAUUUUCUGCCUCAGGCUCAACGCUUUGACAAUGAACCUAUUCUCGUGCUCAUGGAUGGGUCGAAAGCUCACAUGUUUGUCGGUAUGAGCGAAUGGGGCAGGGCGAACAAUGUUAUUUUUUCUUUCAUUCCUGCUCACACAACUCAUCUGCUUCAGCCUCUUGAGGUAGAAUGCGCUGAUGCUAUCAAGAAAAAAUACGAAAGUGUAUGUCGGCGUCACCUGAAAUCCCUUGCUGGUCCCUGCAUCAGCAGAAACAGUAUCGGCGAACUUGCCUGUCAAGCAUAUCUUCGUGCAAUGACCAGACAUGUCAUCAUUCAUUCGUUCAAAAAGGCUGGAGUGUUCCCAGAUGUUUCUUCUGACGAGAGUGGAGAUGACAUGGAUUCACAAUCAUACCAGGAUAACUUUAAAUCUGAUGACAGUAAUCAGGAGAGUCUGGAGGAGGUGGUGUUUACAGAGGACUUGGUGGUCGGGCAGAACCAAGAAGUGACAGAGGAAGAAGUCGUGACGACUCAUGAAGUUGUCUUGAGCGCUGACGGACAACCAGAAGAAGUGGUCAUCACUCCCGAUGGUCAGCUGGUGCUCAGGCAAAGUGGAGACAUGGUGGUGGCAGGGGACGGACACCUGGUCAUCCAUGGUGGGGAAAUUUUUGUGAACAGUGGAGAGCAUGGGUUCUCACAUCUCCAACCCAUACAGCUGAUUCAGCCAAUGUCUUCAGACGAACAGUCGCUGGACCUGAAAACAGAGUCUGAUUCAUUGAAUGACCUCAAGGAGUGCAUGAUUGAUCACAGCAAAAUUCUAGACAAUUCGGCGUUGGAAUUAGGGAGCAAUUCAGACCUCAAUGUUUCUGUUGAUCAGGGGACUUUGGGUUGUGAUAUGGACUCCUCCUCAGACCUGACUGGUGGAAAACAUGAUAAUGAAGACUGUGACAGCAACGAUGAUGUUUCAGACUCGAGUGAGGUAGAAGAUGAAAAUAUUCACAGUGGAGCAAGGACGAAGCCUUUGAGUGUGUUGGUGAAGAGGGAAGCUAAUAACGACAACCAUAGACAUUCUGUUCUGCUUCAGAAAGUGUUAGAUAUUGUCCAGCACAAGUAAUUGUUAUAUUUCUUUUUGUUGAACCUCUUCAGCUCUCUACCUGAACAUUCAUUAUGACUUUCUACUUUUUCUCUUUUUACUGUCAUGCGAUGAAAGAAAGCUGAACUGUUGAAAAGUGUGUAAUUGAACGUUACAUUUUUGUUGUUCUAUUGCAUUUUUUCAUCCCUCGUCCUUUUCCCUUUCUUCUUGUAAACCACACUGCACUAUACUUUGUUUAGUAUCGAUCUGAUAACAAUCUUUUUAUGGAAUUUAUGGAAUUUAUGCAAUCUAUUUUGUUCUGUACUAUUGGAGUGAGCACACAAAAUGUGAGAACACAGGUUGCUCAAGCUGAGGUCUUGGCCACAGUUUGUUUUUUUUGGGGGGAGGGGGUUCGUUUGAAGGUCUGCAUGUUUAAUUUAUUUGCCUUAAGGAUGGAAAUCAAUGUUGGAGUAGAAGUAAUUCUCAGAUGCAGUCAGUGGAAUUUGUGGUAUUGAAUCCAUGGAUGAAUGUAGUUGCAGGGAAAAAAGACUGCUGGCUCCAAAAAAAAAGGGCUGGAUAGUUGGAGUUACACUGUGAUGGUGUACUCUGCGUCUGUGGUAUAAUUAGAAUUAAACAUUUUUUUCACUUGUAGCAGUUGUAUGCAGUUGCUACUUUGCUUCCUGCGUGGGGAGUUAUCUCAGUCCACAUGCAGGGAUGCUGUAUCCUACCAAGUCCUUGUCAGGGUUAAAACAGAAUGGAUUAAAACCUCUAAAUGAUCUUAAUUGUGUCAAAGGGGUUUAGCACAUACACAGUCGGGGACUCAACACCCAGUGGUGCAGAGACAGGCUUAUUGUCUUAUUAGGGGGUGGUGCAGUGACUUGAGGAAUUCUGAUGGGAAUGAUGUCUGAGAAAAGAAUGGGGGUGCUAUUCCAAGCUAGUGGUAACAUUUACUGAUUGUUUAAAGUGGGGACAUUCAGCUUGGAACUGUCUAUAAAAUGUAGUUGAAAGAUAAAUGCUUUAGCUGUGUUAACAUUAUUUAUAACAUUAAUGUGCCAGGUAUGACACAAACUACUGCCAAUAACGUGGUUCCGGCCAG
Aplysia californica (California sea hare) is the source of this 3456-nucleotide messenger RNA. RefSeq lists its product as uncharacterized. Gene Ontology annotation, cellular component: nucleus. The coding region runs from base 408 to 2402 and encodes 664 amino acids. Gene Ontology annotation, molecular function: DNA binding. The transcript has 3 exons. Lineage: Eukaryota; Metazoa; Mollusca; Gastropoda; Aplysiida; Aplysiidae. The record is from RefSeq and is a predicted model, not a curated record.